This is a messenger RNA of Puccinia triticina, 339 nucleotides long. RefSeq lists its product as uncharacterized. Bases 1 to 339 code for a protein of 112 amino acids. The record is from RefSeq and is a predicted model, not a curated record. Lineage: Eukaryota; Fungi; Basidiomycota; Pucciniomycetes; Pucciniales; Pucciniaceae. The transcript is spliced from 2 exons.
AUGUACAUUGGUGGCGUUUUCCACCCCCACAACGCCCACCGUGGCAAAUUAAUCAUUUGCCCCUUGCACGCGCGCCACCAACACCAGCCCUAUUUCAAGUAUUACGGCCACCUCGGCGCACUCAUCGGCCCUGAAUCUCCUGCCUCACCGCCUGGUUCUUCAACGCUUACUCGGCCCGCGCCCAACGCGACUCCUCACCAGGGCCUAUCCCCCACCCCUAUAGUCGCCACAACCAUGAGACUGUCAGCUCGCAGCGCAUAUGGUCAGCGUAGCCCGCAACCGUUCACGUUGCCUGUUCAUCUGGACUCAGCCCCAUCUUCCACAGACACUCGGCAUUGA